Messenger RNA from Cheilinus undulatus (humphead wrasse), 2021 nucleotides. It is a transcript of the gene paqr3a, whose product is annotated as progestin and adipoQ receptor family member IIIa. The record is from RefSeq and is a predicted model, not a curated record. Gene Ontology annotation, molecular function: signaling receptor activity. NCBI's taxonomy places the organism in Eukaryota, Metazoa, Chordata, Actinopteri, Labriformes, Labridae. The transcript is spliced from 8 exons. Gene Ontology annotation, cellular component: membrane. The coding region runs from base 85 to 1122 and encodes 345 amino acids.
GACGUCACUGGUGAUUUGGAAGAUGUCUAGCUGAAACUUAAACCCCUGCGUUGUUUUUAAGUUACUAUGAAUAAAUGUUGACAGAUGCGGAGUUCGUAUUUUAAGCCUGAAAAUGGCUCAAACUGCUCGUAUACCAAACUAAAAGGGGUGACUAAAGCGUCCUCCUACGGUCCAGCCAUGCCUCAGAAAGUCCCAAAGAGCAGCCAGACUUCUCACUACAUCGAGCUGGGAGGGUACCAGUACUGGCCCGUUCUUGUUCCUCGAGGAAUCAGACUGUAUACCUAUGAACAGAUCCCCACAUUCCUGAGGGAGAACCCAUACAUCACGGACGGAUACAGGGCCUACCUGCCCUCCAGACUCUGCAUCAGAAGCCUCUUCAUCCUGUCCAAUGAGACGGUGAAUAUCUGGAGCCAUCUCUUGGGCUUCCUGCUCUUCUUCUGCAUCGGCGUGUACAACAUGUCACUGGUGCUGCCGGCCUUUGGUGCAUCGAGAGAGGACUACGUUAUCUACUGCAUCGUACUCUUCUGCUUCCAGCUGUGCAUGCUGUGCUCCGUGGGUUAUCACGUCUUCUGCUGCCAUCGCUCCGAGAAGACGAGUCGCCGCUGGAUGGCUCUGGACUAUGCCGGGGUCUCCAUCGGCAUCCUGGGCUGCUACGUCCCCGGGGUCUUCUACACCUUCUACUGCAACAAUUACUGGCGUCAGGUGUACCUGGUGACCGUGUUGGCGAUGACUCUGGCGGUCUUCUUCGCUCAGAUUCACCCUCACUACCUGAGCAAACAGUGGAAGCAGCUCCGCUCGCUCAUCUUCGUCUGCGUGGCCGGCUACGGCCUCGUCCCCACUGUGCACUGGAUCUGCCUCACGGGGGGGUUCUCCUCCGACCUCGUCCAGAUGUUCGUUCCUCGGAUUCUGGGCAUGUACUGCAUCGCUGUCUUAGCUCUCAUCUUCUAUGUUUCAAAGGUUCCUGAACGCUACUUCCCAGGUCAGCUGAACUACCUGGGCUCCAGCCACCAGGUGUGGCACCUGCUGCUCGUUCUCAUGUUUUAUUGGUGGCACCAGUCCACAUGUUGCAUCAUGGCAUACCGACACAGCCAGCCAUGCCCCGACGCCCCCCAGCACGCCUAAAACACGGAUCUGCAGGCCGGGACCAUCACUGUUGGACUGCUGGUGAUUGGCUGCAAAUUUCCCAUCAUGCACUGCUGCACAGCUGGUGCCCCAUCGUCUAACCAUCAAUCUCAGCUUCAUCUCAGAGCGACUCACUCUUCCUCAGUCUUCCCACUCCAGCAGAGUCUGUGAGCAGCAGACGGACCGGUAGCGCAGUAGGGUAGGGAUUUUUAAACAAAAAGACUUUUAAACGUUUGUAGAAAUGUUCACCGCAUCGACUCCAAACACUGGAAGUCUGCAGGAGAACGAUGGAAGCAUCCUCAUCUCAGACACAGCAGCAAGAAAAAGUUACACAUAAUAAUAUGUAUUUAAUAUAUAUCAUAAAAACAAACUUCCACUCCUCUUCUAUGUGAUAAAUGAAAGAGUCUGUAAGUGCCUGUUACUGAAGCGUCUUUUAUAAAUGGUCAUAUUAUCCCUUAAAAACAGCUGUAUUGUUACUAGCCUGUUAAUGUCUUAAAGAGACAAAUGAAAUGUUUUCACUCCUUUAUAUCUUUUAUUUUGAAAGGACACUGAAAGGCAAAUAUUACUCCUCAUAUUAGCAUGGUUCUGGUCAGUCAGAUACCAUGUAGUACCACUUGGUACCAGAUACUGUAUCAUUGUGUCCUUUAAAGCAGUGGUUCUCAACCUUUUCAGCCCAGGACCCCAAAAAUAAAGGUGCAAGAGACUGGGGACCCCCACUGGACCUGAAGGUGGUUGAACACAGCCAUGCACAAUCUAGGAUCUUGGGCAGACAAGGCGGCCCAUAAGGGGGGAUAAAGGGGAGAGCUUUAACCUGAAAAAUAAACACUCUUAGCGAAGAAGCAAGUAUAUUUUUUUAUUCAUUUGUGUGGUAGAUAGCCAUUAAAAAUGGGUUCAAAUCU